ACGAUUUCAGACAUGGCAGACGCUAGCUAUAUCGGGCUGCGCGCCGCCGCACGGGGUCUGCCGACCUCCCCUCGAGAUGCCGGAAUGCGCGCAGCCCGCGGCCUAGGUCAGGCACGUGGAGACCCGGUAGGGAGAGUCCACGUUGGCGAGCGUUUGGGAGGAGUUGCUCGACGAUGCGCCGGUCGGUACGCGGGUGACGUCGUCUCAGCUGAAGCGAUGACGUGAGCGGCAGUCAGCGUGCGUGCCGCCUUUCCUCGUUGUGCUCGCGACCGGGUCAGCGCAUGCGCAGAUCGCGCCCCUAGAGCUUUGCGAGCGGGCACCAUUUUGCUGCGCCGGUUUGUUUUGCUGCUCGGGGCGUCCGCCGCCGCUUGACCGCUGUUCAACAGAGGCUGUGUUUGGGGGCGACCACUGGUCGUCUGCCGUGCCCCCGAGAAACGUGGACAAGCCCAUGGUCAAGAUGUCGGCGCUCAUGUCUCGGGGUCACCGCCAGCACUGCUACCUGUGCGACCUGCCUCGCAUGCCGUGGGCCAUGCUGCACGACUUCUCGGAGCCCGUGUGCCGCGGCUGCGUCAACUACGAAGGCGCUGACCGGAUCGAGGUCGUACUGGAGACCGCGCGCCAGAUGAAGCGGGCACACGGAUUUCCCGAGGCCGUAGCGCGGCCCCUCUACAAAGGACUGAACGGAGCGCCGCCCGAAGUGGUGCCGCCGCCGCAGCAGCACCGCGCUGCAGCGCCGGGCGCGCCGGCGCCCAUGGCACCCGUGAUGGACCGCUUCGAGCGACGCAACGCCAUGCUCGAAUACAGCCAGCGAAUGCGCGCCGACCCCCGGGCUGCCCAGGCUUCCGGCGUGCCGUGCAAGCGCGAGCGGGACGACGACGAGCCGCCCGAGCCGUCCAAGCGCGCCGCCGCGCUGCAAGCGCUCGACGAAGCGGUGCCGCCGCGUCCGCCGCUCACGCGCGGCGAGUCGCUGCCCACCGCCGUCAUGGGGGUGCCCUUCGACGUGCGCUACAAGAAAGAAAUGGUGGGACGAGUGUACUCGUUCGACACGGCUACGUCGCUCAAGAAUGCGCCAGGUUACCCGAGCGUGUGCAGUACUCCAAGCUCGACGGCGAGCUCGCUGUCGCCGCUGAGCAGCCGCGCGGCCCAGUCGCCGGACAGCGGCGGCGCCCAGCAGAACGGCGCGCCGGGCGGCCCCAUGGCCGCGCUGCUGACCGUCGCCGAGGCGGUGCCCCCGACGUCUCCGCGCAACGGUGUGGCGCCCGCGGACUCGGCCACGAGCAGCUCGACGUCGGCGCGCCCUCCUCGGCAGUCGCCGCCCGCCGCCGCGCCUCCGUCGACGGCGCACAAGAAGUCGUCGCGGCACGCCGCCGCGACGGCGGGAGACGCCGACUGCGGCGCCAUCUCGGCUCCCACGUCGUCGUCGUCUUCGGCGGCUGCGGCGGCGACAUCGUCCGAGUCCGCGGCGGCGGCGGCCGCCGCUGCGGCAGCGACGCUCAAGUGCACGCUGUGCCAGGAGCGGCUGGAGGACACGCAUUUCGUGCAGUGCCCGUCGGUGGGCCAGCACAAGUUCUGCUUUCCGUGCUCCCGGGACAGCAUCAAGAGCCAGGGUGCGGCCUCCGGCAGCGAGGUGUACUGCCCCAGCGGCGAGAAGUGUCCGCUGGUCGGCUCGUCGGUGCCCUGGGCCUUCAUGCAGGGCGAGAUCGCCACCAUCUUGGGCGACGAGUACAAGCUAACCAGCAAGGGCGCCGCCGCCGCAGCAGCAGUGGCUGCGGACACCUAAAGGCCUACUCGCACGGGGCGCCGUCCCGUGUUUGUUUUUUUCACCGACCGUUGGGAAAAUGGCCGCCGCCCUGCCCGGACGGCGGUUGGCAGCCGUUGUCGUCUCUGCUCGCCGGCCCCGGCCUGUUUGCGAGGGAU
This is a messenger RNA of Dermacentor silvarum, 1917 nucleotides long. RefSeq names its product interferon regulatory factor 2-binding protein-like A (gene Pits). Gene Ontology annotation, cellular component: nucleus. Gene Ontology annotation, biological process: regulation of transcription by RNA polymerase II. The record is from RefSeq and is a predicted model, not a curated record. Lineage: Eukaryota; Metazoa; Arthropoda; Arachnida; Ixodida; Ixodidae. Gene Ontology annotation, molecular function: transcription corepressor activity.